Mastomys coucha (southern multimammate mouse) is the source of this 2219-nucleotide messenger RNA. It is a transcript of the gene Supt3h, whose product is annotated as SPT3 homolog, SAGA and STAGA complex component. The record is from RefSeq and is a predicted model, not a curated record. The transcript has 13 exons. Gene Ontology annotation, biological process: transcription by RNA polymerase II. Gene Ontology annotation, molecular function: protein heterodimerization activity; transcription coactivator activity. Bases 346 to 1500 code for a protein of 384 amino acids. NCBI's taxonomy places the organism in Eukaryota, Metazoa, Chordata, Mammalia, Rodentia, Muridae.
GGGUGCGCAUGCGCUCUAGCGGCACGGGUGGGUUGGCUGUCCCUCUAGUCACCUCAGGCUUCGCUACUCCGCCCCGCCCCUUAUAGUGGCGCUCUCGCCAUCUUACCCCCCCCAGUCCAGCCUAGCUCAGUCCCCUUUUCCCUUUCUACAAUUUCUGCCACCCCCCCGCUCCCCGCCCCCCUGCCCGUCGUGUCCCGGGGCCGCCGCCGCAGACACCGCGCCAUCUCUGUCCCCUCUCAUUCUCCACGCGGGACGCGCAGCCGUGCCUCCACGUGUCUUAAGCAGAGAGCAGCUUUGGGAGACAAACAAAUUAUUCCUGAAAGAUGGAGAGAGUGGACCUGAGAGAUGAAUAAUACUGCAGCCAGCCCUAUGUCUACUGCCACUUCAAGUAGUGGAAGAAAUGCAGGGAAGACUAUAAGCUUUGCGGCUGAGUUGCAGAGCAUGAUGUUUUCUUUAGGUGAUGCUAGGAGGCCUCUCCAUGAAACUGCAGUUUUGGUAGAAGAUGUGGUUCAUACACAACUAAUUAACCUGUUACAGCAAGCUGCAGAAGUCUCUCAGCUUCGAGGAGCAAGAGUGAUCUCAGCAGAAGAUCUUCUGUUCUUGAUGAGAAAAGAUAAGAAAAAACUUAGAAGACUUCUAAAGUACAUGUUUAUCCGAGACUACAAGUCAAAGAUUAUCAAAGGCAUUGACGAGGAUGACCUCCUGGAAGAAAAACUGAGUGGCAGCAGCAGCAGCAGUACGAACAAGAGACAGAAGAUCGCUCAGGACGUGAUCACCUCUAUUGACCAGACAGGAGAGCUGCUGGCAAUGUUUGAAGACAACGAGCUCGAUGAUGUCAAACAGGAGAGAAUGGAGAGAGCAGAAAGACAGACUCGAACUAUGGAUUCAGCUCAAUAUGCAGAAUUCUGUGAAAGCCGACAGUUAAGUUUCUCCAAAAAAGCUUCCAAAUUCCGAGACUGGCUGGACUGCAGCAGCAUGGAGAUAAAGCCCAAUGUCAUAGCUAUGGAAAUCCUGGCAUAUCUGGCAUAUGAAACAGUGGCCCAGUUGGUGGAUCUGGCUCUUCUUGUGAGGCAAGAUAUGGUGUCCAAGGCAGGGGACCCCUUCAGCCAUGCCAUUUCUGCAACUUUCAUUCAGUACCACAACUCCGCUGAGGGGUCCUCCUGUUUGAAGUCCAGCCCGGACUCUCCUGAGAACACACCUCCUCCUACACCAACAGCUCCCUCUUCUGGAUCACAGCAUUCAGGUAGAGCUGUAUCUGGUUCCCUGGGGAAUGGGAGCACAGGACAAGACUCUGCCAAAACCAAGCAGAGGAAGAGGAAAAAGAGCACUGCGGCCUGUGGUGUCGAGGCUCACAGCGAUGCCAUCCAGCCCUGCCACAUCAGAGAGGCGAUUCGACGCUACGGCCACAAGAUUGGCCCUCUCUCCCCAUUCACAGUUUCUUGGUUGUUGGCACUUAGCUGUCACCUUCACACUCCACCCCGUCAGCCACUGUUGAGAUGACUUCAUUACUCCUACUUUUUUCUGCUCUUGGAAGCAUAACAGCAGGAUUCUGUAUUUCCAAAUGGAGCGGUGCUUCAGGAAUCUGUUCAGUCAGUGUCUUCAGCAAGAUUGACAGGAGAAAGAGAAGCUCUCGGCUUACUUGGUUCCUGCAGCAGUAACUUACCUGGGGAAGCCAGGGAAUUUGUUAACAAGAAAUUAUUCAGGCCCAUUUUGAAACCUCCUGGUGUUACCUGAAACUGGUAUUUUCCUCUAACAUCCAUAGUGAUUGCUUUUUCUGGACCUUUAUUUUGUGGUGGUAGUCAGCAUCUCACAUUAAUUUAAUCAUUUACCCAAAGUAGCUGGGCUAUUUUAAAGGUGUGUGUCUGUUUGUGUGUGUCUGUGUGUGUGUGUAUGUGUGUGUAUGUGUGUGUGUGUUCUCAGCAACAGGACAUUUGGGACAGCAUAAAAGUGAUAGUUGUUCAAACACAGGAACACACCACAGAAUGCUAGAAUCAUCAGAAUAACUUCAAAGAAAGAAACUUGUUUUUUCCAAUACAGUAUAACAUGCUUUACUCCACAAAUAGGAAUUGUUGAACUAGUAUUUAACUUACUGAUGUAGUUGCACUGCUAAUUUUACAAUAGAAGUAACUGUUAGAAAUUUAGAAUUUAGAACAGCAAAAUUGAUAGGUGCUCUUAGGAUACCCAACGUAUAUUGAAGGUCAUAUACAAGGUAAGAAAAA